Molecule: messenger RNA, 505 nt
Organism: Urocitellus parryii (Arctic ground squirrel)
Lineage: Eukaryota; Metazoa; Chordata; Mammalia; Rodentia; Sciuridae
Gene: Krtap11-1
Product: keratin associated protein 11-1
Cellular component (GO): keratin filament
Molecular function (GO): structural molecule activity
Source: RefSeq, a predicted model, not a curated record
CAUCAUGUCCUUCAACUGCUCUACAAGAAAUUGCUCUUCCAGGCCAAUCGGAGGACUCUGUGCUAACCCGGUGGCCCCAGUCGCCACUGCUUCAGCCCGUGAUGUUGACUGCCUGAGUGGCAUCUAUUUGCCCAGUUCUUUCCAAACUGGCUCUUGGCUCCUGGACCACUGUCAGGAGUCCAACUGUGAGCCCACAGUUUGCCAGCCAACGUGUUACCAGAGAACUUCUUGCAUCUCCAGUCCUGUCCAGGUAACUUGCUCUAGACAAACCACCUGUGUCUCCAAUUCCUGCUCAACUCCCUGCAGCCGGCCACUCACCUUUGUGUCCAGUGGCUGUCAGCCUCUGGGAGGCAUUUCCAGCGUCUGCCAACCAGUGGGCGGCAUCUCUUCUUCCUGCCAACCAGUGGGAGGAGUCUCCACUAUCUGCCAACCAUCCUGUGGGGUCUCCAGGACGUACCAGCAGUCCUGUGUGUCCAGCUGCCGAAGAACUUGCUGAGUGUGUUCG